AUGCGCUCCGUAGGCUCUCAGGCUCUCGAUGAGAUGGAGGGAGGUGGUGUCGUUGUUGUGGAAAAACCUCUGGAGUCCGAGGCCUGGGCGCAGCUCUGGACUCUGCGUAUAACAGGAGCCGGCGAGCAGGUGCUGCCCCCUGAUGCCGCCAACAAGUCCUACACCCGCCUGCCUGGCUGUGUCUGCUCCAACCCCCAAAUUCAGGGGCUGCCAGACCUCAGUCCUGCCCCAGAAGAUGUCACAGUGUUCCUGCAGCCAGGCGUCAGGCAUCCAGAGCAGGAGCUGCACCCGAAAGUGGGCAGUGGGGCUCUGCUGGGGCGCAGGCAGCCUGAUGCCCGAUGUCCCCAGGUCUGGGAGAAGAACCGGAAGCUCAAGAGCUUCAACCUGUCGGCGCUGGAGAAACACGGGCCAGUGUACGAGGACGACUGCUUUGGCUGCCUGUCCUGGUCGCACUCGGAGACACACCUGUUGUAUGUGGCAGAGAAGAAGCGCCCCAAGACCGAGUCCUUCUUUCAGACCAAAGCCCUGGACGUCAGUGAUGACGACGUGGCCGAGCCCAAGAAGCCAGACCAGGCCAUCAAGGGGGACCAGUUUGUGUUCUAUGAAGACUGGGGAGAAAGCAUGGCUUCCAAAAGCACCCCGGUGCUCUGCGUGCUCGACGUGGAGAGCGGCAACAUCUCUGUGCUCGAGGGCGUCCCUGAGAGCGUGUCCCCCGGACAGGCCUUCUGGGCCCCAGGAGACACGGGCGUGGUGUUCGUGGGAUGGCAGCACGAGCCCUUCCGGCUGGGCGUCCGCUUCUGCACCAACCGCAGGUCAGCCCUGUACUACGUGGACCUCACAGGGGGGAAGUGUGAGCUCUUGUCAGAUGGCUCCCUGGCUGUCUCCUCUCCCCGGCUGAGUCCAGACCAGUGCCGCAUCGUCUACCUGCAGUACCCGUCGCUGGUCCCCCACCAUCAGUGUAGCCAACUGUGCCUGUACGACUGGUACACCAGGGUCACCGCGGUGGUGGUGGACGUGGUGCCGCGGCAGCUGGGAGAGAGCUUCUCUGGCAUCUACUGCAGCCACCUGCCGCUGGGGUGCUGGUCCGCGGACAGCCAGCGAGUGGUUUUUGACUCUGCUCAGCGCAGCCAGCAGGACCUAUUUGCU
Messenger RNA from Myotis lucifugus (little brown bat), 1146 nucleotides. It is a transcript of the gene APEH, whose product is annotated as acylaminoacyl-peptide hydrolase. The transcript is spliced from 11 exons. Lineage: Eukaryota; Metazoa; Chordata; Mammalia; Chiroptera; Vespertilionidae. The record is from RefSeq and is a predicted model, not a curated record. The annotation marks the transcript as partial. Gene Ontology annotation, molecular function: serine-type endopeptidase activity.